AUGGCCGUCCGCAGCGCCUCGCUGACCUGCCUGGGACUGCUGCUCUUCCUGUUCCCGGGGGCGCAGGCCCAGAACCCAGCCCCGCCCGGCUGCAGCCCGGACCUCAACCCGCUCUACUACAACCUGUGUGACCGCUCCGGCGCCUGGGGCAUCGUCCUGGAGGCCGUGGCCGGGGCGGGCGUGGUCACCACCUUCGUCCUCACCAUCGUGCUGGUGGCCAGCCUGCCCUUCGUGCAGGACGCCAAGAAGCGCGGCCUGCUGGGCACCCAGGUGUUCUUCCUGCUGGGCACCCUGGGCCUCUUCUGCCUGGUGUUCGCCUGCGUGGUGAAGCCCGACUUCGCCACCUGCGCCGCCCGGCGCUUCCUGUUCGGCGUGCUGUUCGCCAUCUGCUUCUCCUGCCUGGUGGCCCACGUGCUGGCCCUCAACUUCCUGGCCCGCAGGAACCGCGGGCCGCGGGGCUGGGCGGUGUUCGCCGUGGCGCUGCUGCUCACGCUGGUGGAGGUGAUCAUCAACACCGAGUGGCUCAUCCUCACGCUGGUUCGGGCGGCGGGCGAGGCCGGCCACCCGGGCAACGGCAGCGCGGGCGGGGCGGCCGCCUCCCCCUGCGACAUCGCCAACAUGGACUUCGUCAUGGCGCUCAUCUACGUGAUGCUGCUGCUGCUGGCCGCCUUCGCGGGCGCCUGGCCCACCCUGUGCGGCCGCUUCACGCGCUGGCGCAGGCACGCCGCCUUCGUGCUGCUCACGGCCGCCACCUCUGUCGCCAUCUGGGUGGUGUGGAUCGUCAUGUACACCUACGGCAACCGGCAGCGCAACCGGCCCGCCUGGGACGACCCCACGCUGGCCAUCGCGCUGGCCGCCAACGCCUGGGCCUUCGUCCUCUUCUACGCCAUCCCCGAGGUGUCCCUGGUGACCAAGGCCAGCCCCGAGCAGAGCUACCCGGGCGACCUGUACCCCACCAGGGGCGUGGGCUACGAGACCAUCCUGAAGGAGCAGAAGGGCCAGAGCAUGUUUGUGGAGAACAAGGCCUUCUCCAUGGACGAGCCGGCCUCCGCCAAGAGACCAGUGUCGCCGUACAGCGGGUACAACGGGCAGCUGCUGACCAGCGUGUAUCAACCCACCGAGAUGGCCCUGAUGCACAAAGGCCCGGCUGAGGGACCCUAUGACGUCAUCCUGCCCCGGGCCACCGCCAACAGCCAGGCGAUGGGCAGUGCCAACUCCACCCUGCGGGCCGAGGAUGUGUACGCUGUUCAGAGCCACCAGGCGGCCACGGCCCCGAAGGACGACAAGAACUCUCAGGCUCAGUCCCCGCAAAGUAAAACGAGAUGGUAG
Messenger RNA from Pipistrellus nathusii (Nathusius's pipistrelle), 1329 nucleotides. NCBI's taxonomy places the organism in Eukaryota, Metazoa, Chordata, Mammalia, Chiroptera, Vespertilionidae. The record is from the annotation of a GenBank genome assembly.